Thamnophis elegans (Western terrestrial garter snake) is the source of this 7518-nucleotide messenger RNA. RefSeq names its product zinc finger MYM-type containing 2 (gene ZMYM2). The record is from RefSeq and is a predicted model, not a curated record. NCBI's taxonomy places the organism in Eukaryota, Metazoa, Chordata, Lepidosauria, Squamata, Natricidae. Gene Ontology annotation, molecular function: zinc ion binding. Bases 2820 to 6797 code for a protein of 1325 amino acids. The transcript has 24 exons.
UACAUUGAGGACUACAUAUACUCUGUUUCUUCAAUUUGAGUUAUUCCUAGUCCUGCUGCUUAUUGUCCAUCUUUGCACACAUGCACUCUCACAACCUGGAGUAACAAUUUAUUUGCUAAUAUCAGCUCUAGUUUUAAAAAAGGUACUCUCAAUACUCAUAUUACAUAAUGAGAUGGAUGAUCUAUACAUUUAAUAAAUAAAAAUGUUUUUUAGUCUUUAAGGUACCACAAUUGCCUUUAGUUUUAAUUAUAGAAGGAAAAAUUCUACCUAUGACUCAAAAAAGUUCCACUCAAUUGUAAUAACAUGUCCUUGUUGAAAGUGGGCAAGAUAGCACUGUUUCAUGCUUAUAGGUACUAUAGAUAAACAACGUUCAGUGCAUAGAGCAGCUGUUUUCGGAUUUCUUGAUCAAACUGAAAUGCGCUUUUUAGAAGUUUUGAUCCAUACAUGAAAUUAAACAAGGCUGUUCUCGUCCAGAUAUGGCCCUAAAUAUGAUUGGGAACUGGAGUUUAGAGAGGAAACAGUAAAUUAUGAACUAAACACAAUGAUUGAUGUAGGAAUAAACUGAUUGGCUGUGCCAUGCCUAGAGAUGAUAAGGCCUGGAAAAAACUCGGAAAAAUUGGGAGACAACAGGGUUUUUCUCGGAUGUGCUGAUGUGAGAAUCCAAAGUAUUGGUUAACUCCACCUUCUUUCUAUUUGGAUUCUCACUCAGCACAUCCGGAAGGAGCAUGUCAGGUAAGACCAACGCCCUUUGUUGUCCCUGCCCCGCCCCAAUUUUUCCUAGUUUUUCCCAGACCUUCCCAUCUCUAGCCAUGCCUGAAUACAAAGAUAUUGACUGGAGAGAAAGGGAAGGUGAACUGGAACAUAAGUCAUGUGGAGAGGAGGAUGAGACACCCCAACAGUGCCCUACUUGCCUUAUGAGACUUCUCCAUAUAUUUUUCUCUCAAGACAAUAAUCAAAAUGGGUCUUGAUUGUGCAGAACUUCAAAGUCAUACUGAGGGCUGCAAGAUCCCUGCAGUAAGAAGAGGCAUACUAAGUGUGAAGAAAGUAGGGAGGAAGCAAUGUGCGCAAUUCUUCCAUAAGCUCACUCUAAGAUACUCCAGGUAAAACCAGAACAGCCAAGCAUUCUGCAUUUUGCUUUGGCUAAUCAAGAACACUUCAGCAGAACCUCCAGGAAACUUGUUUGUUUCAUGUUCAGGGGGAAAAAAAAUGUUUUCAAAUCCAUUAGGUAAACAAGCCUGAGAGGUGGUGACUGGCCAAAGAUCACCCAGAGAGUUGCAAGCAUAAGUAGGAACUUAAAAAUGAAAUGUAUUGUUAUAAUAGUUGGUCUACUAUUUCAAGUUUAGCUGAAACUUCUAGAGCAACAUAGAUGUUUAUAUUAGAAGCACCCACUAAUUUUGAUAAGUCUUACUCUAGUUAUGAACAUAUACUCAUAUAUUUAUAUUUUUAGCAAACUUUAGUUUGCAUACACUCAUGUUUAAAGUUACCAGACAGCAUGGUAAUUAUAUGUAAAAAUAUUAAUUGUCUCAUUGCUCUUUGAAUAGAAAUUCACGAAUAAGUCGAUGAAUUGCUCACUCCAUUUGAAAGAUUUGUAGUGUUCUUUUUACAUCUCCUUUUUAGAUGUAAUAAACAUUUGUUUUUGUUCCAGUGUCCACUGAAGUCAGUUGAUUGUGUUUGUGAAUUUAUGUUGUUUAUAUUCAUUUAUAUAUGCACUUAUUUAUGAAAUUUAUAUGGCACCUCAAUCCAUAGGACUCUACACAGUUUACAGUAAAUAAUAAAAUACAAUAAUUAUAAAAUGAUACAAUAGAGUUAGAGCAAUAUUGUACAAUAAAGUGCUUUGCCUUUAGGCCUCUCAAAAAGUAUUGCUCUAACUCUAUUGUAUCAUUGAGCUGGUAUAGCCUUAGAAAAAUAGUUUCUCAACUAUCCUCAAGUUUGGGACUAAAUUUGUAUUUAGUUUAUUUAAAAAAAAAUUAAAGCAGUGCUAAAACUUAGUCUCCAUUAGGAAGAGUCAAUCACAAAACAACAAUAUAAGAAACUUAAUGUUUGAGAGGCCUAAAGGCAAAGCCCACAAAAAUGCUCAGUUCAUUGAUAUAUUACCACAAUAUGUGCAUAUUUUCUGUCACUAGUUCUCACACCUAAUGGGCUACCAAUAUAAGAAUAUUAGCUACAUUACAAACGUGUCACAGACACAAAGCAGAAAUUAAAAAGUACAUGCAGUUAAAUCAUUUAAAUUGAUAUGUCCAGUCAGCUUUUUAUGGAGUGUUCAGUGCAGGCCUAAUGGAAAAGGGAGAUAGCAAGGGGAAUGAAGAGCCAGUGACUGGACUGGCCUUUUGUGAAUCCUCUCUGGACAAGGAGAGAAGACUUGAUUAUCCUCAAGUGCUCCAGACAGUUUCUCCUCAUGAGAAUACUGCAAGUAAGCAGACAAUGGCGAUUUUAGAUAUCAGGGAGAUGAGGGAACGUCAUGUUACCUCAAACCAUGAUUGGUACUUUUAUGGAUCAGAGUUUGCAUACUUCUUUUUUUCUAAUCUAAACUUUUUAUUAAUCACUUUUGGAAAUUGCUUGUUAAUUGCUUGUUUUGCUUUUCAGCUGAAAACUCUGAAAUCUUUGGAACAAUACGUUUCAUAGCAUCAGAUGCUUAUUUUCAAAAAAACAUUUCCAGCUUGUCUAGAGAAGUAAGCAAAGUUCCCAGGAUCAAAAAGCCAUUGGAAAACUUUAACUUUACAAAUUACUGGAUGUUUUUAAAUAAUUUUUCUGGAAGGCCAGAAGGUAGCUGAAAAUUGGCGUUGUCUGAACCUACAUCUGGUUUAUAAGGGCUUAUCACAAUGGCAACUGGCCUAGCCAAUGUAGGAAGCUCUUUUGGAGGUCCAUCUAAUUCUCUGGUGUCUAGAUCUAAGUUCCAGAGUACCUCCGUAGAAGAUGAUGAUGAUGUUGUGUUUGUUGAACCUGUACAACCUCCACAAAUCUCUACACCAUUAAUAACAGAACACAGAAAUGUUUUUAAUUCAUCCAGUAAUGAAGAGCAACAUGGAAAUGACCCUAAAAUAUCAGCUUCGUCAAAAGACACAAGUGCUCAGAAGGGAAGUAUAACUGAGACUAUUAUUAUUGAUGAUGAAGAAGACAUUGAAACAAAUCAGGGACAAGAGAGAAAUGAUUCCAGUUUCAAUGAAAGAAGAUUUCCAGAGGGUAAAAACAGAACCAAUGAAAUGGAAUUCUCAACAUCCAGUUUUUCAAGAAGUAAGGUAAAUGCAGGAAUAGGUAAUAGUGGUAUAACCACAGAACCAGACUCUGAAAUUCAAAUAGCUAAUGUUACUACAUUAGAAAGAGGUAUGAGCUCUGUGAGUGUUGGCCGUUUAGAAAAUACUGAAGGGCGUGACAUGAACUUAAUGAUAACACAUGUAACAUCACUACAGAAUACCAACUUGGGAGAUGUAUCUAACGGACUGCAGUCAAGUAAUUUUGGUGUUAAUAUACAAACAUACACCCCAUCUUUAACUUCACAGACCAAGACUGGUGUAGGACCUUUCAAUCCCGGUAGAAUGAACGUAGCUGGUGAUGUCUUUCAGAAUGGAGAAUCUGCAACUCAUCAUAAUCCAGAUUCCUGGAUAUCUCAGUCAGCUUCAUUUCCAAGGAAUCAGAAGCAACCAGGUGUAGAUUCCCUGUCUCCUGUGGCAUCUCUUCCCAAACAAGUCUUCCAACCACCUGCACAACAACAACAACCUUCAAAGCAGGUUAAAGUUACAUGCGCUAACUGCAAAAAGCCUUUGCAGAAGGGCCAGACUGCGUAUCAGCGGAAAGGAUCUGUUCAUCUUUUUUGUUCUACUACUUGCCUUUCAUCAUUUUCACAUAAACCAGCUCCAAAGAAACUCUGUGUUAUGUGUAAAAAAGACAUAACAACAAUGAAAGGAACUAUUGUUGCUCAGGUUGAUUCAAGCGAAUCUUUCCAGGAGUUUUGCAGUACAUCAUGUCUGUCUUUCUAUGAAGACAAACAGAAUCCCUCAAAAGGAAUCUUAAAUAAAUCAAGAUGCACUAUCUGUGGCAAACUAACUGAGAUACGCCAUGAAGUUAGCUUUAAAAACAUGACUCAUAAGUUGUGUAGUGAUCACUGCUUCAAUCGAUACCGAAUGGCAAAUGGUUUAAUCAUGAAUUGUUGUGAGCAUUGUGGAGAAUACCUUCCAAGUAAAGGUGCAGCAAACAAUAUUCUUAUGGUUGAUGGAGAGCCGAAAAGAUUCUGUUGCCAAAGCUGUGUUAGUGAAUAUAAACAGAAAUAUGGCAAAUUAACUACUUGUACUGGUUGCACAACUCAGUGCAGGUUUUUUGACAUGACACAGUGCAUAGGAACUAAUGGACAUAUGGAGCCAUACUGCUCAACCACAUGCAUGAACACACACAAAUCAAAAUAUGCAAAAUCACAAAGUUUGGGAAUUGUUUGCCAAUUUUGUAAGCGAAACUCUUUACCUCAGUAUCAAGCCACAAUGCCUGAUGGAAUACUGUACAACUUUUGCAGUUCCAGUUGUGUAGCUAAAUUUCAGACUCUUAAUGUACCUUCUUCAACCAAUGGCCAGUUUGUGGCUCCAAGUGAUAUUCAGUUGAAAUGCAAUUAUUGUAAAAAUACUUUCUGUUCAAAACCUGAAGUACUGGAAUGGGAAAACAAAGUGUACCAGUUUUGCAGUAAAAUUUGUUCCGAUGACUAUAAGAAGCUGCAUUGUAUAGUAACGUACUGUGAAUACUGUCAAGAGGAGAAGACUUUGCAUGAAACGGUAAAAUUUUCUGGUAUCAAGAGACCAUUCUGUAGUGAAGGUUGCAAGCUGCUCUAUAAACAAGAUUUUGCAAGGCGGUUAGGAUUACGCUGUGUUACUUGCAAUUUUUGUUCUCAACUCUGUAAAAAGGGAGCAUCAAAGGAACUUGAUGGAGUAGUAAGAGAUUUCUGUAGUGAAGAGUGUUGCAGAAAAUUUCAAGAUUGGUACUAUAAGGCUGCAAGAUGCGACUGCUGUAAAAGUCAAGGAACUCUUAAAGAGAAAGUACAGUGGAGAGGGGAAAUAAAGCACUUUUGUGAUCAGCAUUGCCUUCUGCGUUUCUACUGUCAACAAAAUGAACCGAAUAUGGCAACACAAAAAGGACCAGAAAACUUUCAUUAUGAUCAAAGCUGCCAAACUCCCCGAACAAAAAACACAGGAUCAGCCCCACCUCCUUCCCCUACACCAAAUAAAGAAAUGAAGAACAAAGCAGUUCUCUGCAAACCGCUAACGAUGACAAAAGCUACCUUCUGUAAACCCCACAUGCAAACAAAAUCUUGUCAGACAGAUGAUGACUGGAAGAAAGAAUAUGUCCCCGUGCCUGUUCCUGUACCUGUAUAUGUACCUGCUCCUAUGCAUAUGUAUAGUCAAACUGUUCCAGUUCCUACAACGGUUCCUGUUCCAGUCCCGGUUCCAAUUUUUCUGCCUACUACGCUGGAUAGCAGUGAGAAGAUACUUGAAGCAAUAGUAGAACUAAAAAAUAAAAAUCCCCCCAGUCCUGAAGAGACUUUGGAUUCAUUGAAUGUAACAGAAGAUAUUUCUGGGGAAAAAGAGCAUGUAGAACCUGCAGAGAUGCAAAAUGUAAUAAUUGAGACAGAAUUACUUAAUUCUGUGACAGAAACACAGACAAGUUUGCCUGAUGUCCCAUAUGAGCCAGACCUUGAUAUCGAGGUUGAUUUUCCUAGAGCAACAGAAGAACUUGACACAGAGAAUGAAUUUUUGCUACCACCUGUAUUUGGAGAAGAAUACGAGGAACAGCCAAGACCUCGAAGUAAAAAGAAGGGACUAAAGAGAAAAGCGGUGUCAGAAUACCAUUCUCAAGAUGAUGGCUCUGAGAACUCAGAGUGCAGUUUUCCUUUCAAGUAUGCGUAUGGUGUAAAUGCAUGGAAACACUGGGUAAAAACUAGGAACCUAGAGGAAGAUCUGUUGGUACUAGAUGAGCUAAAAUCAACAAAGUCAGUAAAAUUGAAAGAAGAUAUUAUAUCACAUACUUCUACUGAGCUAAAUUUUGGGCUGGCACACUUUGUAAAUGAAGUCCGAAGACCAAACGGAGAAAACUAUGCACCUGACAGUAUCUAUUAUUUGUGUCUUGGGAUUCAGGAAUACCUGAAUGGAAGCAAUCGAGAAGAUAAUAUCUUUUUGGAUACUAAUUAUCAUACAUUUAUGCAGGAAAUAAAUAAAAUACUCAGAAGCUGGCAGCCCAGCAUACUUCCAGAUGGUUCGAUAUUUUCUCGAGUUGAGGAGGACUAUCUCUGGAAUAUUAAACAGCUGGGAUCCCAUUCUCCAGCUGCUCUUCUAAAUACACUAUUCUACUUCAACACGAAGUAUUUUGGUCUGAAAACAGUGGAGCAGCACUUAAGACUUUCCUUUGGCACUGUUUAUAGGCAUUGGAAGAAGAAUCCUCUAACGAUGGAAAGCAAAGCUUGUCUUCGAUAUCAGGUUUCCUCGCUGUGCGGAACAGAUAAUGAAGAAGAUAAAAUUACCACUGGAAAAAGGAAACAUGAAGACGAUGAGCCAGUAUUUGAACAGAUGGAAAACAUCGCAGAUCCUUCUAGGUGUCCUGUGAAAAUGUUUGAAUGCUAUUUAUCUAGGAGCCCGUCAAAUCUCACUCAGAGAAUGGACGUGUUCUAUUUGCAGCCAGCUUGCCCAGUAACUUCGGAGAGUCCCAUUUGGUACACUUCCACUUCAGUGGACCGCAAUACUUUGGAAAAUAUGCUUGUACGGGUUCUUUUAGUAAAAGAUAUUUAUGAUAAAGACAAUUACGAACUGGAUGAAGAUAUAGAUUAAACACUUCCCAAAUUCAAGGAAACACAACAGCAUUAGCUAGUCAAGCUGCUAGAUUUUUAUUAUGGAAAAAAAAAACAUUUCAAGUUUACUCUUUGUUUAACAUGUUUUGUAGCAGUGUACCCUUUGCUGGGUAUUACCAUGUAUAUAAUCUGUGAGAGAAAACGGCCAUUAUUCUGCAUAGUGGUUUUAGGAUACUUUAACAAAACACAUUCAUUUUUAAUUAUUAUUUAUUUGGUUAGAUAUGUUUGUAACUUUUUACAUUGCAAAAUUUGAAUGAGAAUGUGCCAUGUGUAAUAUUCGGGGGUGGGAGGGGUGGGGCGUCAUAGUAAGCAACAUCCAUAAUUGCACAACAUCACUGUUGCAGAGCUUCUUUGAAAGAUUUGGGGCUUUUAACUGGGUUCUGAAAUCAGGUAGUUGUGUAUGGAUAGCACUACUAAAGUUUAGGACUUGCUGUGUAUUUCCGAAUUUUUUAAAUAAAUUGUAAACUAAUAGGUUUUUUACUCUUAGUUACUGAUGCCUUAUGAGGUUAUCUAGAAAGGUUCCAUCUUAUGUACCAAAAAUAGAAAAAAAAAGAGAAUGCUGUUAAUAUUGAUGUACUGUAAUGUGAAUCAAUGCUGGUGAAAAUUACUUUUCUGGGUUGCUCUUAUUAAAAAAAGAAAAUCUUAGUAUCUUUCCUUGUGACUCUCUGAAUUUGAACUUACAAAUACAGUGUAUUUUAGAC